AGUCACCCCCAGAAACGCCUCAGGUCAUCUCUAAGGGUACCUGAUCAACAACAAGGUAUCGAUAGAAACAAGAAACACACGCGACCUGUCACACCUGUCUGCGUCGCACGUAACUGUAGCGUCAUUUCCCUUCACAUAAAGUUGCACCUGCCUUCGCCGUUUGUCAACAAUAACAACGCUAGUCCACGCCGCACUCACUUUACAUACCACACAACAACUCCACUUCACUAACGCUUUCUCUCAACCUACAUUCAAUUUCCACCCAAACCUCCAAAUUAACCUCUCACUACCAAGAUGUCUUCAAUCAUCAAGUCUCUGUCCGAUCUCUUCACCUCCUUCGUAGAGCUCGUCUGGUCCUUCUUUACCACCGCCGGCGACCUUGCUCAAAAGACCGCCUCUUUCGCCCUCAAGUUCUUCUCUGAGAUCAUCGACCUGCUCGUCAACUUCUUCGAAGGCCUGGUCGGCCUGGCUGGCGGCAUUGUGGGCUUUGUUCUGGGCAACGUUCUCAUACUCGGUGUUGUUGCGGCGGUCGUCUUUGGCUUCUUGCAGUACCAGCGCAACCAGGGCAACACUGUCAAGGUCGGCAACAAGAAGCUCAACUAGCUGCAACAUGGGUGAUCAGCACGACGUCAUGAAGGGAUGCGCGCGACACGGAUUUCCUUUCUCACACUUGGCUAAAUUUCCUUUCAACGAGUACAAUGCGAACGUUGGUACCAAACACCAGCCAGGAGGCACUCAACAGGUCAUCCAGCAUCACCCAGAUCUAAGUACCAUACCCUUUAUUUUGGCUUUUUAUGCGCUGUCAGCGUGUUGCAGCUACUGAAAUUGCGAUAAUCGUGAGACUUAAUCCUUAAAUC
Messenger RNA from Macroventuria anomochaeta, 857 nucleotides. RefSeq lists its product as uncharacterized. The coding region runs from base 295 to 603 and encodes 102 amino acids. The transcript is spliced from 3 exons. NCBI's taxonomy places the organism in Eukaryota, Fungi, Ascomycota, Dothideomycetes, Pleosporales, Didymellaceae. The record is from RefSeq and is a predicted model, not a curated record.